GCGCGCGCGGGGCCUCGGGGCGGGGCGAGAUGGCGGAGCCCGGGUGAGGCGCGGGUUUACUGUCCAAGAGGAUUUAGACCUUGCUUAAAAAGAUGCCUGCUGCCUGUGAGUCAGUGCUUGAGGAUAUUGAAGACAUCGUGUCAGCAGAAGAUUUGAAGCCACACGAUCGGCAGUUUGUGAGAAGGAAUGUUUUUCCCAAAGUGCGAAAACGCAACUCCCAAAAAGUCGUUCAGACAGAUGAUGAGCCUCCAAGUGACAGCAUUAUUCCUGGUGUUCAGAAAAUCUGGAUUCGUACAUGGGGAUGUUCUCACAAUAAUUCAGAUGGUGAAUACAUGGCUGGGCAGCUGGCUGCAUAUGGAUACAAAAUUACAGACAACUCUGCUGAAGCAGAUUUAUGGUUGCUGAACAGUUGUACAGUAAAAAAUCCUGCUGAGGACCACUUCAGAAACUCCAUCAAGAAAGCCCAAGAAGGGAAGAAGAAAGUUGUUCUAGCAGGCUGUGUACCACAAGCCCAACCUCGCCAGGAGUACCUGAAAGGCUUGAGUAUUAUAGGGGUUCAGCAGAUAGAUCGUGUAGUAGAAGUUGUGGAGGAAACUAUUAAAGGUCAUUCCGUGAGACUGCUGGGUCAGAAAAAGGAUAAUGGAAAACGUUUGGGGGGAGCCCGACUGGAUUUGCCAAAGAUUAGGAAGAAUCCACUGAUAGAAAUAAUUUCCAUCAAUACAGGGUGUCUCAAUGCAUGUACCUACUGUAAAACUAAGCAUGCCAGAGGAGAUCUAGCAAGUUACCCUAUUGAAGAACUGGUGGACAGAGCCAAACAGUCUUUUCAAGAGGGUGUUUGUGAGAUAUGGCUGACCAGUGAAGACACAGGGGCUUAUGGCAGAGACAUUGGCACAGACCUCCCCACGCUUCUGUGGAAGCUGGUUGAAGUUAUUCCUGAGGGAGCUAUGCUGAGGCUUGGCAUGACAAACCCUCCCUAUAUUUUAGAGCAUCUGGAGGAAAUGGCCAAGAUUCUCAAUCAUCCAAGAGUGUAUGCUUUUCUGCACAUACCAGUCCAGUCAGCCUCUGACAGUGUGCUCAUGGACAUGAAAAGAGAAUACUGUGUGGCAGACUUCAAACAAGUAGUGGAUUUCCUUAAAGAAAAAGUGCCUGGAAUAACAAUUGCUACAGACAUAAUUUGUGGUUUUCCAGGAGAGACAGAUGAAGAUUUUCAAGAAACUAUGAAACUUGUAGAACUUUACAGGUUUCCAAGCUUGUUUAUUAAUCAGUUCUACCCACGUCCAGGAACCCCAGCUGCAAAAAUGCCUCAAGUUCCAGCUGCAGUGAAAAAACAGAGAACAAAGGAUCUCUCCCAGCUGUUUCAUUCAUACAAUCCAUAUGAUCAUAAGAUUGGUGAGAGGCAGAGAGUUCUGGUAACAGAAGAAUCCUUUGACUCCAAUUACUACGUUGCCCACAAUCCUUUCUAUGAGCAGGUUCUUGUACCAAAGGAUCCUCUGUUAAUGGGCAAGAUGGUAGAAGUGAAUAUUUAUGAAGCUGGGAAACAUUUCAUGAAGGGGCAGCCAGUAUCAGAUGCCAGAGUUCACACUGCAUCCAUCAGCAGACCGUUAGCAAAAGGAGAAGUUUCUGGUUUAACAGAGGAGUUCAGACGUUCACCACAGAAUGGCACAAACUGGAAAGCACAGCCUUCUGCUGAGAUCCCAGUGAAAACACAGCUCAGCUCCUGCAUGGCUUUGCAGCUCCCAUGGCAACAAGAGGGAGGUGGACUGAAGAUCCUGUCUGUCAGCCUGGCUCUACUGGCAGUUCUUGUUAUGUUUUACUAUGGAGGAAUGAAAACAGAACUGUGAACUGAAUGGGGCUUUUAUAAAAACAAUGAAACUGCUGUUCAGAAUCUUCAAAGGAAACAUUUUUACCAACAAAUUUUUUUUUAUUUUUUU
This is a messenger RNA of Poecile atricapillus (Black-capped chickadee), 1931 nucleotides long. It is a transcript of the gene CDKAL1, whose product is annotated as CDK5 regulatory subunit associated protein 1 like 1. The coding region runs from base 93 to 1841 and encodes 582 amino acids. Gene Ontology annotation, cellular component: endoplasmic reticulum. The record is from RefSeq and is a predicted model, not a curated record. Lineage: Eukaryota; Metazoa; Chordata; Aves; Passeriformes; Paridae. Gene Ontology annotation, molecular function: tRNA (N(6)-L-threonylcarbamoyladenosine(37)-C(2))-methylthiotransferase activity; 4 iron, 4 sulfur cluster binding. The transcript has 16 exons. Gene Ontology annotation, biological process: tRNA methylthiolation.